Paramisgurnus dabryanus is the source of this 1670-nucleotide messenger RNA. Its product is annotated as cytochrome P450 2J2-like. Gene Ontology annotation, molecular function: oxidoreductase activity, acting on paired donors, with incorporation or reduction of molecular oxygen, reduced flavin or flavoprotein as one donor, and incorporation of one atom of oxygen; iron ion binding; heme binding. Gene Ontology annotation, biological process: xenobiotic metabolic process. NCBI's taxonomy places the organism in Eukaryota, Metazoa, Chordata, Actinopteri, Cypriniformes, Cobitidae. The record is from RefSeq and is a predicted model, not a curated record. Gene Ontology annotation, cellular component: cytoplasm; intracellular membrane-bounded organelle.
AUUAAGUACAGAGGUUGUGUAGUGUUUGUGUUUUCUGAAUCUGCAGCAAUGGGGACGGCUGCAAUGAUUUUCGACCUGAACUCCGUGAGCCUGGCUUUGGUUCUGGGUUUGAUCUUUCUGGUUCUGUUUGAGGUGAUAAGGAUUCAUUUCACCAAAGUUCGAAAUCCACCUGGACCCACACCUUUCCCUUUUGUGGGAACGUUACCAUAUGCUAUAAAGGACCCAAUAGGAUCUAUUAAAUCACAACGUCAAUAUGGAGAGAUGUCCACCAUGUACAUGGGAAGCAAACCUAUAAUAAUAUUAAAUACACUUCAGAUCUCCAAAGAAGCACUGAUCCAAGAGGCUUCAACUUUUUCAGGAAGACCAUAUUUACCUCUUAUGGAAUGGUUUUCUAAAAAUCUCGGUAUUGUAAUGGCACCGUUCGGUCACUCGUGGAGACAGCAGAGAAGGUUUGCUCUCCACACGCUCAGAGACUUUGGCCUGGGAAAGAAAUCUGUGGAAGAUCGUGUGUUAGAUGAAGCCCGAUACCUGGUUACUGAGAUGCUCAAAGAUGAAGGAAUGGCAUUUGACCCACAGCACGCCUUACAGAAUGCAGUUUCUAAUAUAAUCUGCUCCAUCGUGUUUGGAGAUCGCUUUGAAUAUGAUAACAAACGCUUCGCACACCUACUGAAAAUCCUCAAUGAGAGCAUCAUACUGUCAGGGUCUGCUAUAGCACGGAUGACCAACUUAUUUCCCUUCCUCAUGCACUGCCCUGGACCUCACCAGAAGAUCCGUCAGAACACCACUGAGUUACAGGAUUUCAUCCGUGAGGAAGUUAAAGAACACAGACAAACUUUGGAUCCAGAAAACCCACGAGACUUCAUUGAUGCCUACCUGUUAGAGAUAGAAAAACAAAAGUCACACGAGGAUUCAACGUUUCAUGAGGAGAACUUGCUUAUGUCAACAAUCGAUCUCUUUUUCGCUGGAACCGACACGACAUCCACCACCAUCAGAUGGGGACUCAUCUUCUUGAUGGAAAACCCAGAUGUACAAGAGCGAUGCAAUAAGGAGAUUAUUCAGGUGUUGGGUUAUGAUCGUCUGCCCAGCAUGGAUGACCGUGACAAACUUCCAUACACAUACGCCACUGUUCAUGAGAUUCAGCGCUGUGGUAACAUUGUUCCUCUUGGUGUAGUUCAUGCAACCACACAGCCAACCAAACUAAGAGGAUAUGACAUUGCUAAGGGAACUAUAAUCAUGACAAACUUAACAGCAAUUUUCAGUGAUAAGGAGCACUGGAAAUGUCCGGACACUUUCAAUCCAGAGAAUUUCUUGGAUGAGAACGGACAUUUCUACAAACCUGAGGCAUUCGUCGCUUUCUCAAUGGGUCCGAGGGUUUGUCUUGGAGAGACCCUGGCAAGGACGGAGCUUUUCCUUUACUUUGUGUGUCUCCUACAGCGGAUUAAUUUCUCCUGGCCACCAAACUCACAGCGUCCAGACAUGGAUGGUAUUAUUACUGCAUUGAGACACCCUCACCCCUUCAAAAUCAUCUGCCGUAGCAGAGAUGCCAAUGACUGACCGUCAGUGACCCGAAACCAACACGCCAACAGACAGCCAAUGGUCAAAUUGUAAAAAUUGGUGUGGUCAGGUGUUUAUCCUUGGGAAGGACUUGCACAAUAAACAAUCUUAUUUUC